Molecule: messenger RNA, 581 nt
Organism: Anthonomus grandis grandis
Lineage: Eukaryota; Metazoa; Arthropoda; Insecta; Coleoptera; Curculionidae
Gene: mRpS18C
Product: 28S ribosomal protein S18c, mitochondrial
Exons: 2
Coding region: 122-520 (132 amino acids)
Biological process (GO): mitochondrial translation
Cellular component (GO): mitochondrial small ribosomal subunit; ribosome
Molecular function (GO): structural constituent of ribosome; small ribosomal subunit rRNA binding
Source: RefSeq, a predicted model, not a curated record
UCUUCUGUCAAGGAAACUUGACAAAUAGCAAAAAAAAGAAGAAGAGUCCUGACAUAACCUUCAGCUUUGUUUACAUUUUUCGAAAUACUUUUAAAAUUCCUCUCAGAUUUUUCUCUUAAAUAUGAACUUCCUGAGCCUCCGACGGCUCGUGCCGCACAUACAACAAGCAAUGAUCCGAACAUGCAGCACAAAACCAGUUACAGAGACAGAAGACCUACCGGACUUUAAUAUGGAGAACCCGUUCGAAAAGGAGCACGUCAAGUGCAUCUUGUGCAAAUACAACGUAAAAGUCGACUAUAAAAACGUGCGGUUGCUAUCACAAUUUCAAUCGCCAUACACGGGGAGAAUCUACGGGAGGCACAUAACGAGACUUUGUAAACAGCAACAGAAAUUAGUCGAGACGGAAAUCGUUAAGGCCCAGAGUGCCGGACUGAUGGCCACUUAUUUGAAAGAACCAAUUUUUCUAGAAGAUCCUAAGUUGUUUGAUCCAGAGAAUCCUGUGAGGCCCCAUCGAUUUUAAUGUUUUGUUUGUUUGUGAACAUGUAGGUAAAAGUCAGUGGUUGUAAAUAAAUAUAAGUAUU